CCGUAUGAACCAGGGAAGAGAGAGUCGUUUUAUUUUAAUUAAACAACUGGUCAAGUUUGGUUAUAUCAACCGGAAAAUAGAUAAAUCUGUAAUGACAGAUAAUGAUGUCGUCUUGGGUUAUAAAUAUGGCAGAACUGCCAUGCUUAAGUCUGGAGGAAACAGAUUUUUUCAAUGAAGAUCUUGAUCCUGAUACUGAAUUCAAAAGUUUAACUAAAUUCAAUUUAGAUGAUUUUGUUGAUUCAAGUUUGAAUGAAGUUUAUGGAGAUAUUGUAAUUCCAACAGACUGUGAAAUCUCUAACAAAGGAAAUGACGAGAUAAAUGAAUUAGACCCGGAUAAUACAAAAUUUAAUUUGAUAGAUUUUGUAUGUAAUGAGGAUACAGAAUUAAAGGAUUAUAAUAAAAAAAUAGAUGAUUAUCAAUCAAGUAUAACUGACUUCAGAAAGGAUUUUCUAAAAAACAAUGAACAGAUAUUGAAAAGUGAAUAUUUAAAUAUCAAUAGUAAUGAUAAAAGGAAAUAUAUUUUACAUUCAGAUGAAUAUCAAUGGACUUUUCAAUCUGACAUGACAUUAAAUGCAUUAAACAGUGUUAAAAAUAUAAAUUAUUUAUCUAAAUAUUCAGAAUUGACUUUAAGUUCAGAUAUAAAAAAUAUGACAUUGCAUAAAAAAGAAUCCAAAACUCUUCAUAAACCUAUGUAUUCAAAAAAAUCAGAAAAAUUGGAUGUAAGUGAUGAUCUAUAUGAACAAUUUGAUGAUUCAUCAGAUGAAGAAAUUGAUGUUGUUACAGUAGAUGAAGAAAUUGAUGUUACAGUAGAUGAAAAGUCAAUCACUGUUGUACAAAAUUUUCAAAAGCUAACUAUGGAGAAUUUUUCAGUGAAGAAAUUUUUAGAUGAAAAUGAAUACUCAGGACCAACAAAGAGCAAAGCAGCACAAAAGAAAAGCCAACGAAAACAGAAAUCUAAAACAAGCAACAAUAUAAAAAAACCACCUCAAAAAUUUCUUGCUAGAUCACAAAUGAAAAGAAGACAAAAUGGCAAAAAAGACAGCAAUCAACUUCAAUUGAAUGAAAAAAAAAUAUUAUCUCCAAUUAUGUGCAAUAAAAAAAAGGAUCAAACAGAAAAUAUAAUUACACAAAAUAUGUAUAAAGGGAGCGAAAAUCACAAGAUUACAGACAUGUGUAAUACUUUUGAAGAAGAGAAAAAUAAGGAAACUUGUACAACUAAGAAAUUACACCAAAACAAAAAUAAACAGCAAGAAGAAAAACAUCAAGUUCAAGCUGCUAAUGUACAAAAACAAAGUAUAAAUGUAGCAUCUAGUUUUCGACAAAAUGAAGAUAAAUUGAAGUUAUCUGACAACAAGACAAAUGAAGCUAUUUUAAUUCAAUCUAAACUUUGUAAAAAAAUACUACAAUCAAAGAAUCAAGGGAAAAAUCAGAUAAAUUCAACUGAAAAUCUUGAAGGCAAUGUUUCAUCAAAUAUUACUCAGAAAAAGGAACCAAAUGAUCCUGACUUAAAAGGAUAUUUAAAGAUUAUAAAAGAUUGUCCAUUGGACAGUCCAAAACUUUUAAUUGNACAGAAAAACUAA
Molecule: messenger RNA, 1580 nt
Organism: Centruroides sculpturatus (bark scorpion)
Lineage: Eukaryota; Metazoa; Arthropoda; Arachnida; Scorpiones; Buthidae
Exons: 6
Coding region: 102-1580 (492 amino acids)
Source: RefSeq, a predicted model, not a curated record